AUGCCAGACUUCAUUUUCCAAGCCCAUGCGAAAUCGAAAUCCACUUUGCACUUAGAUACAAAGGCCGCCACGGCGUGUGGGGGUGCUGCCGAUGAACUCACAGCAGUGGUUCUGGGCCAGUUCAGAAAGGGCUCUGAUUCUACUCUCCAGGGCGACGAUAACAAGUUUUUGGUCAGUCUGCCUCCUUUGGGCGAGACUCCAGAUUCGCCUUUAAGAGAACCGGCUUCUCCAACUUCGGUUUCCUCCACAGAAACGCAGGUGCCUGCUGUAUCGUCAUUGGACGCUUUCCACGAGUCGUUGCAAAAAACCGAAAGCGGGAUAUUUCUCAUCAGGUCGCCUGCUGAACUCAAAACGUUGCUUGAUUUCUUUUACGGCGGCUCCAACGCGUUGGCGCCAUCCACAACGACAUUCCCUUAUUUGCAUGGAAUGAGCCAGAUCAAGCAGAGAGUGUACUUCCACGAGAACUUCAACGCUGCAACCGACCUAGGCUUGCUCAAUAACCCACCAGAAGACAUUCCCGAGGUAUUUCCUCACGACCUCUCUGUUGAAAAACCUCAAAUCCCAUUCAACCUCAUGACGGUCCACUCCACAGAAACAGACAAACCCCGGCUCGUCAACACCAUCACACUCGACGAUAUAAUGACCUUCAAGGAGGAGGAUGGCACCGAUUAUGAGUUCUCUCUGCUCCAGAAACUAGACGACUUUUACCAGCUUGAAAACCCUCCAUCCGAAACACAAGAGCUUCUCAACAGAAACUACCACUUGCAAUCUCGACUCAUGGCUCCAAUGUCACAUUUUCUUGUGUACAACAGCCAAAUGAGCAGCUCGGCGAAUUACCAUGUCGCUAAGGUGAUUUCAGGCAUCAAGCUGGAGGACCAGAAUGUGUAUAUCGCUGAAUUUCCAGUCAACGAGUGGCCUCAAUGCUCCCCUUACUUGGAGAAAGAAGUCACAUACUCGAUUGGGGGCCAUUCUUCUGUGUUCUACCACGAACCUUACCAGAAGAAAUUGCAGGUUAUGGAGCAGCAGCUCAUGUGGCAGCUCAACGGCCUUAAGGAGUUGUUUCCACGUUUCUACAUCGGCAAUGUGUUCAACUUCAAACAUCUUGUGGCCUCCAGAGAACAGAACUUCAAAUUGCAUAUCCACUGUCACGAGAACGCCAAGCUCCCGUCUUUGGAGGCUCUUCGUCAAAUCAGCCAGUCUUUGCAAGACGGAAGGUCACACGAGACUUAUUUUCUCGAGUUCCCAGACUCCAUUGCAAAGCAUACCGACGAGCUCUCUCCAAAAGAAAUUAUCAGCUAUGUCAACGUGCUCAAGCUCAUCCACAGCAUAGUCCUCAAACGCAAGGGCAAGAUGUUUGUGUACUCGUUUGACGGGUUCACUUGUCUAUCUCUUUUGGUUCUCAGUUUGUCGAUGCUAUGGACAUCCGACUCUGUUGAAGAAGCAGCACUCAACAUUUUCCGCAAACCAGCAUUCAAAUUGUACCUCUACCGUGAGGAUUUCACAUUUCUAAAGCAGUUCGAGCCUUACAUACUUUGGCUCAGGCAGAACGGCCUCAAAAACUCCCACUUGCAACUCACCUUGCCUGUGCGGGACAUAUUGCAGAUACCCAGAAGAAAACCUAGCCCCAUCGACUGGUUCGAGGAAGGCAAGGAUAUGAAUUUCCCAGCAUACAUUCACGACACACUAUUCCUCGGCUCGGCGGCCCACAGCUCGUCUGUAACCGUCUUGGCGACCCUCGGCAUCAACAGAUUGAUUUCCAUAGACAAGCUUCCCAUCUGGUUCCACCUCUUGGGAUGCAAAUUCGAGCAUGAGGCAGGGCCCUUUGACAAAAACGUCAUCAAGCCAAUUUUCCUGUUCAACAACGAUAAAGCCAAGGUCUAUGAAGUGGCUGUUCCCGAACGGGUGCGAGACUUGCUCCAGUUUCAGGUCCGCUCCAUCGUGUACAUCUACAACGUUCGGGACGACGGGAAGGACCUGAUGUUGCCCUUGCUCUUGGAGUGUCCAGACCACGUCCAGCGCAAGCUUUUGGUGGAUCCAGAUGACAAGUCCUCCAGAACACUAUUGCAUUGCCGGGUUGGCGUCUCGAGAUCAGCGUCGUUGGCCAUCGCCGCCAUCAUGAAGUACUUCCACAUGGACGUUUUGGAGAGCUAUUUGUACGUGCGUGUGAGGCGGUUCAACGUCGUGAUCCAGCCCAAUCUCCGUCUCUUCUAUGAGCUCUUUUUGUUUGACGAGAUGUUGCAGCGCAAAAAUAACCCUGAUUACAGACGCAAGUACUGCUGGUGGGUCGUUUGCGACCAGAUUGCACGGCUCAACCAGAGCUACAUUCGGUAG
Messenger RNA from Candidozyma pseudohaemuli, 2331 nucleotides. It is a transcript of the gene PPS1, whose product is annotated as Pps1p. Gene Ontology annotation, biological process: protein dephosphorylation; nuclear DNA replication. Gene Ontology annotation, molecular function: protein tyrosine/serine/threonine phosphatase activity. NCBI's taxonomy places the organism in Eukaryota, Fungi, Ascomycota, Pichiomycetes, Serinales, Metschnikowiaceae. Bases 1 to 2331 code for a protein of 776 amino acids. The transcript has a single exon. The record is from RefSeq and is a predicted model, not a curated record.